AUGUUCCUCACAGUCAAGCUGCUCUUGGGCCGGAGACGCAGCCUGAAGGUGUCAGGGUAAGGGAGCGUAGCCUCGCUGAAGAAGCUGCUGUCUGAGCGGCUGCAGGUGCCUGAAGAGCAGCAGCACCUGCUCUCCCGCGGCCAGCUCCUGGCCGAUGACAAGUGCCUCUCGGACUACUGCAUCGGGCCCAAUGCCUCCAUCAAUGUCAUCAUGCGACCCUUGAAGAAUAUGGCACUAAAGGAGGCCCACCAGCCCCAGCCUCAGCCCCAGCCCCAGCCCCAGCCCCUGUGGCACCAGCUGGACCGGGUCCUGGCUAAACACUUUGAGCCACAGGAUGCCAAGGCAGUGCUGCAGCUGCUGCGGCAGGAGCACAAGGAGCGCCUGCAGAGGAUAAGCCUGGAGGACCUGGAGCAGCUGGCACGGUACCUCCUGGCGGAGGAGCAGAGCAUGGGGCCGGCAGGGGAGCGCGAGCCCGAGGCUGUGCCUCAGAGCCCCUGCAACAUGGAGGAGGAGGAGGAGGCAGCCAUGGUGGUAGCUGAUCAGUAA
Lemur catta (Ring-tailed lemur) is the source of this 546-nucleotide messenger RNA. RefSeq names its product ubiquitin like 4B (gene UBL4B). Gene Ontology annotation, molecular function: protein binding. NCBI's taxonomy places the organism in Eukaryota, Metazoa, Chordata, Mammalia, Primates, Lemuridae. The record is from RefSeq and is a predicted model, not a curated record.